Molecule: messenger RNA, 678 nt
Organism: Perkinsus marinus ATCC 50983
Lineage: Eukaryota; Perkinsozoa; Perkinsida; Perkinsidae
Exons: 6
Coding region: 1-678 (225 amino acids)
Source: RefSeq, a predicted model, not a curated record
AUGUCUGACGCUAUCGUAGAUGCUGCUUCGGCGAUGCAGUCAAAGAACACUGCUAUCGACAUACCAUUUAAAUUCAGCGACAAGGCCGACGCCAGAGCAGAGUAUCGCAAUCGCCUUCUAGCUGAGCAUAACAGCGAUGGUACCUCGUUGGCUCUCAUCAAGCGGGACGAGGCAGUCUUCGCGAAUGCUGAUGAGGAGUUUAACGGGGAAAUAGCAGCAGAAAUUCUCGAACUCCCGAGCGGCACUCGCGUGCUUGAUCUGCAUUCUCAACUUCAGAAAAUAUCAGACGAUUUCAAUGACCUUGUUGAUAAUCUUCUAGAUGAACGCGAAAAGGAUUUCUUUCUGGCGUACCGAACGCAUAUGAAUGCUGUGCAACGUGAGCUGGCCUCGUUGAAAAACUUGUCGGAUUGUAAGGAAACAAGAGCUCGACGCUUGCAAAAGAUACGGGUGUUGGAAAAUGAACUGCAGUGGUUUACUUCUGAGGCCUUGAGGCUCGACGAUAUAUGUACGAAACACCAGAAACGUCUUGACAAAAUGCGUGAUAACGUACAGGAAAUAGAAGAUGAUCGUGUUUUCCUGGAAAGGGAAAUCGCGCUCUCUAGAAAGGAGUUCAAGACAUUAAAAGAAGCAGUUGAUCGAGCACAGGUGAGCAGCAGUGUGAACCAAACCGUUAUGUGA